Molecule: messenger RNA, 3390 nt
Organism: Contarinia nasturtii (swede midge)
Lineage: Eukaryota; Metazoa; Arthropoda; Insecta; Diptera; Cecidomyiidae
Exons: 17
Coding region: 1-3390 (1129 amino acids)
Cellular component (GO): membrane
Molecular function (GO): ligand-gated monoatomic ion channel activity
Source: RefSeq, a predicted model, not a curated record
AUGUGGGUUUGUGAAAGUAGUCUAAUUGAAACUAACAUUGAAGAUUAUAUAUCAAUUGUAUUUACCUACUAUCUCAAACGUCAUGUAAACAUUUUAACACAUUUCUCAUGUUUCACAAAACCUGAGAAUGUGCGAGUUUCUUCGGAAUUGUCAAAGCAAAGUAUUCAGUCACGGUUUGAAGUUGAUUUUGAUCAGAAAAUCAUUCUCGAUACACCGCCGAACACCAUUCAAGGAUUUGUGGUUCAUAUGAAAUGUGAUCGUUUUAUGGACAUUUUUCGUGAUGGCGACCAUGCUUUAAUGUUUCGGGAUAAUAAUUUCUGGCUUUUUAUGGAUAACAAUAUUGAUAUGAAUGUUAGCGAUGCACUUGUGCAAUACAGUUUAACAUUUAAUGAACUUAAUGCAUUGCCGCUGAGUGAUUUAUUUAUUGCGAAGAAAAUUGAAUACUUUCCAAUGCGUUGGAUACUUUUCGAUGCAUAUAAAAUAGAUUACGGCAAUGAUAUUGAUAUUUAUCCAAAUGGAAUAAUUGAAACCAGUGCAAAUGGUACUUUGAUGCUAAGUGGAUUGAAUGAGCUUGCGAGACGAAGACAAAAUCUCAAAGGACUUUCAAUUCCUUGUGGUUUGGUGAUUGCAUACCCAGAGAAAUUCACCUAUGUUGACGAUCCACAAACAAAUCACAUAGAUACAUUUACCAAAGCGUACGUUAAACUGGGCGAGAAUCUCCGUGAAGAUUUAAAUAUGAGUUGCCAAGUGCUCCAAGUGGACUCAUACGGUUGGAUAAAUAAUGGAACUAAAAUGGAAUUCGAUGGAAUUAUGGGAUUAUUUCAGAGAAAACAAAUUCGAAUAGCGACACAUGGAAUCAAUAUGCGUCCAGAAAGGCUGAUGUUUUCCGACUUUACAGGAAGUCUAUUCACGCCAAGAACACCAUUAAUUUUUCGACAGCCACCUUUGACAACCGUGGCCAAUAUUUACACAUUACCAUUUGAAUUGGAUGUAUGGAGAAGCAUAGUCGCUAUGAUCGUUUUGGUUACAAUAGUAAUGCUACUGCAGAUAUUGCACUCGUCUCUUCGAACAACAAUAACUUCGUUGGAUGUGAGUCCAAGUAACUAUAUCAAAACAUUGGACGAUUUAAUAGCAUCUCCAAUGAAGGCUGGAAUUCAUGAAGCAGGAUACGCUCGUUUUUAUGUGAAAUCAAACUAUUCCGGCAUACAUGAAUUAUAUGAGAAAAAAGUAGAACCACUAGGAUCCGCUGGUUGGAUUUACGAUCCAUUUGUCGGUAUCGAGAGGGUUCGGUCGGAAUUAUUUGCGUUUCAAGUUGACAGUCAAUCAGCUUACAAAGCGAUUCAUAAAACAUACACGGAGACGGAAAAGUGCAGCACGAAAGAGCUUCAAAUUAUCGUAUUACCGCUGAGCACAAUUCCAGUUGAAAAAAACUGCGGCUACAAGGAACUUAUGAGACAAAGAAUAACGUGGCAAAAAGAUGUGGGUCUAAUGAAUCGCGAGAAAAUGCGAUGGAUUCCGAAGAAACCACAAUGCCUGCCCGGGCAUGGAGGAUUCAUCAUGGUCGAUCUAAAUGAUAUUGAAGUCAACGAAUAUAUCAAAGUGGUAUCUACCUAUUAUCGUGUACGGAACAUCAAUAUUUUGACUCAUUGCACGUGUUUUUCGCCAAGCGAUAAUGCAAAAAUAUCGAUUGAAUUAUCAAAGUUGAGCAUACAAUCGCGUUUCUUACGUAGUUUUGACGCGAAUUCACAACUUAUCGAUACACCAAUUCAAACCGUUCAAGGGUUUAUUGUUAAUAAGUAUUGUGAUCACAUAAAAAUGAUUUUAUUGCGUGAUGAUCAUGGCGUCAUAUUUAAAAAUAACAACCUAUGGUUAUUCAUUGAUAACGAUGCAGGCUUAAGCACCGACGACUCUUUAGCGGAAUACAAGUUGGUAUUCGAUCAAUUUAAUGCGAUGCCAAUAAGUGAUGUGUUCAUUAUUAAGAGGCAUCAAAAUGAUAAAAUCCAAUGGAAAAUGUUCGAUGCUUACAAAUUGAACUAUGGAUAUGAUUCUGAAGUUAUGGAAAAUGGUUACGUGAUUGAAUUUGGACCAGCCAACGAAGAUUUAAUGAUAGUUGAAAUGAAUUUUUCAUCGGCGCGACGGCAAAAUCUGAAGGGAGUUAAUGUAACAUGUGGUUUGGUGAUUACGAAACCAGAAAAAUUUACCAGCGUCGAUGACUUUACCACUGAUCACAUUGACGUUUUUACAAAAGCAUCAGUUAAUGUCGGGAAACUUUUGUUUGACCUCUUAAAUAUCAGCUGUCAUGUGCGACAAACUGAUUCAUAUGGAUCGCCAAAUAUGGAGGAUGGUGUAAUUGGUCUAUUUCAGAAGAAACAAAUCCAAAUGACAGUACAUGGUAUAAAUAUGCACCCAGAGCAAUUGAAGCACGUAGAAUUUGCGGGCGACAUAUUUACGCCGAGAACGCCUUUAUUAUUCCGACAACCUCCUUUGCAUUCUAUGGCGAAUAUUUUUCUCCUUCCACUCGAAAUUGAUGUGUGGAUUUGUAUUUUAACUAUGUUAUUCAUCAUUUUCAUUGUUAUGUCACUUCAAUUGAUGCAUCCCAUUUUGAAAUCAAUGUCAAUCACAUCAUUCGAUGUCGCCACAUUUAUUUUGGGAGCCUUGUGCCAGCAAGGCACCCACUUAAGUAUUCCAACAGCUUCAGGUCGAUUUGUAGUAAUGACCACAUUUUUAGCCACUUUAGCACUCUUUACAUCUUACUCGGCGACCAUUGUGGCAAUCUUACAAAAUCCAACCAAUUUUAUUAAGAAUCUUGACAAUUUGAUCAAAAGCCCUUUGAAAGUGGGCAUGUAUCAAACUGAUUACACAAGAUCAAUUGUGGAUUCAAAUUAUUCAGGAGUAAUGGAAGUAUAUGUUAAAAAAGUACUACCAGAAGGUGCAAAUGGAUGGAUUAACGAUUCAUUUGUUGGUAUCGAAAAAGUACGGUCGGAAUUGUUUGGAUUUCAAGUGGACAGUCCGUCGGCGUAUAAAGCAAUUCUUUCAACAUUUACCCAAUCGGAAAUAUGCAGCCUCACCGAAAUUCAAAUGAUUGUUUUACCAAUUUCUACAAUUCUCGUUGAACGAAAUAGUGGCUACAAGGAAUUAAUCAGACAAAAAGUAAAAUGGCAAAAGGAAAUUGGACUUAUGAAACGAGACGAACUGCGAUGGAUUCCCAAAAAGCCAAACUGUGAAGGUGGCCGCCGUGAUUUUGUAUCAGUUGGCUUGAGUGAAAUCAAACCAGCCAUCAUUAUGCUUCUAAUGGCAUACGUAAUAUCUGCUUUUCUUUCAAUUAUCGAAGUUAUUUUUCACCAAUUACAAACACAAUGCAAACAAUCAAAGAAGAAAUCACAAAUCUGA